Molecule: messenger RNA, 714 nt
Organism: Phytophthora sojae
Lineage: Eukaryota; Oomycota; Peronosporomycetes; Peronosporales; Peronosporaceae
Exons: 1
Coding region: 1-714 (237 amino acids)
Source: RefSeq, a predicted model, not a curated record
AUGCAACAGACACCGAAAGAACUCUGGUCACACGGCAAUAUGCUGUCGGAGUAUCAGGUAUGGGUUGCAUACAGGCUGGCAACAUGCCAGUUAAGCCUGUAUUUUGAUGGAAGACAGCAGAACAAUAGCUGUCGCAAACUCGAUCGAUGCCAAGGACAAAAGGAGACGUUAGAGCACAUAUUCUGGCAAUGUCCAUGUGCCCAAGCGUGCUGGCAGGAAGUAGCACAGCGAUGGACAGGUCAGGUGCAGAGUCCGGAGCGGGUGCGGAUGUUCGAGAGCUAUUGUGCGUCACGAUCGGCACCUCCAAUUUCUCAACGCAUUCGAACCAGGUUAGCCACCGUCUUCGAAGGUGAAUCGGAGGCAUACGAAGGCGAGUGGAAGCGUUUGUGGCGAAUCCUGUGCACGAUCUGCGUAACGUCACUUUGGAUACAGCGAAACCGAGUAGUCCACCAAGGUGGACGAGUUUCACAAGAAAGCAGCGUAAGCGAAUUCAGGCAAGCAGCAGGGCGACACUUACGAGCGCUGGCUAAACGAGAGCGGAGGAAACCGCACACAAUGGUCCAGGGCACAUGGCUACUGCUCUGCCUAGAUAUGUAUGACUGCCCCCUACAUGAGACACCACAGCAAGUGGUGAGCCACGUAAGGCCACCGGGCUCUUUGAAGACACCGGCGCUGAUAUCCUGGCUUAGGGCUUACCAGACAUCUUGCACUUAA